CCCAGAUUCUUUAAGACCUUGAAAAGCCCCAAACAAUCUUGUGCGCAUAAACAGUCAGCGACAGAAAUUUCCUCACAGGCGUCGCCUAUAAAUAGACAACACAGACUCUCAGCUGCAGCUUUGACACCUGUCCUUAAAAAUCAUCCUCAGAAACGUCAGCGACGUGAAAAGACGUGGAGACACCUCGCAGCGUGUGUUGCAAGUUAUAAAGAGGGACUGACCAGCCUCCAGCGAGCAAACAAGAAAUGUGUGCAAGAAUCUGCAGGGCAGGCUGGUGACUCAUAUAGCACAUCGAAGACUUGUAAACACGGGGGGUCAUUUCAAAACACAAGCCAAGCGGAUCGUCCUGGAUGAGUAACUGAGUGUCUGGACAGCCUUGGUAAUCUGUGAAGGGCACACAUGGCCCAUGUUAACGACCAUCAGAGCCGUCUGCCAGUGGCUCAGGCCACUGUGCUGGCUCUGCCACCCCCCAACCAAGCAAAGGACUUGAGGCCCAGAUGGAACGUACUGGACUCCCUGUUGUGUGGAGCAUUUGCUGGAGCUGUUGCCAAAACAGUUAUUGCACCUCUGGAUCGGACUAAGAUCAUUUUCCAAGUGUCGUCAAAGAGAUUCUCAGCUAAGGAGGCCUUCAGGCUCAUCUACUGCACUUACAUGAAGGAUGGGCUGCUCAGUCUGUGGAGGGGCAACUCUGCCACCAUGGUGAGGGUCAUGCCAUAUGCUGCGAUCCAGUUCUUUUCACAUGAACAGUACAAAACACACCUGGGAGGAUACUACGGCUACCAGGGAAAAGCUCUGCCUCCUCUCCCACGCUUCCUGGCUGGUUCGCUGGCCGGCACCACAGCUGCUAUGCUUACUUACCCUUUGGACAUGGUGCGAGCCAGGAUGGCGGUCACAGCCAGAGAAAUGUACAGCAACAUCAUGCAUGUCUUUGUGCGGAUCUCCCAAGAGGAAGGUGUGAAGACCCUUUACAGAGGCUUCACUCCCACUAUCCUGGGUGUCAUCCCUUAUGCCGGGAUCACAUUUUUCACAUACGAGACCCUCAAGAAGCUGCACUCAGAAAAAACAAAGCGAUCCCAACCGUACCCCUACGAGCGCUUGGCUUUUGGUGCCUGCGCAGGCCUCAUCGGACAGUCCGCCUCGUACCCUCUGGACGUGGUACGUCGGCGCAUGCAGACAGCCGGCGUUACCGGCUCAUCGUACGUUACAAUUCUCGGGACCAUGCGUGAGAUCGUAACACACGAGGGAGUCGUACGUGGACUGUACAAAGGCCUAAGCAUGAACUGGGUGAAAGGGCCUGUCGCAGUGGGGAUUAGCCUCACCACAUUUGACAUCACACACAGCCUACUGCUCAAACUGCAUCAGAUGAACUACUCCACCCACUGAAUCGUCUGGGACUGACGAGUGGGACAAAGCACAGAUGAUUCUGAUGUUAGGGAGGCGGUCGACUUUGUCAUAUGGCAAUAAUAAGUCUCGGCACUCUGGUCAGUGCAUGAUUGUCUCCUGUUCCCUUUAGACAGGAUGUCAGAGGAGUGAGUGGACAUGAGAUCUCUUGCACGCAAAGAAACACAGUAUCUCAUAAUUUGGUAAAGCACAGGAUUUGACUGUCGGAGAGAGGAGACGAGGAACAGGUGUCUUAAAAAUGUCGUUCGCACAAUCGCAACUUUGUUUUGAAAUCGCAGCACCGUUAGGGCAGCUCAAGUGAUUAAAGGUGGAUAAAGAUUUGUGUUGUUUUCGACAGAUGGAUACGGAAGACUUUGUUUGUGUUGUGAAUAUGAUAAUGCUUGCACUUUAUGAAACCUACAAUGUUCUUUCAAAUUAAUCCUCUAUUAACAGAGAGAGUACUUUUUAAUCAGUUUUAUAGCUUUUAAUUUAGGGGGGGGUGGGAUUUUCAUUUUUCUUUUUAAUCACAUUGCUCUUGUCUCUCCUUUUUUGAUUAUUUCAAGAUGCUUGCUGAUGCAAUUUUAUGAUUUAUAACGGGAGGGUGAUUAU
Molecule: messenger RNA, 1989 nt
Organism: Larimichthys crocea (large yellow croaker)
Lineage: Eukaryota; Metazoa; Chordata; Actinopteri; Sciaenidae
Product: mitochondrial coenzyme A transporter SLC25A42
Exons: 8
Coding region: 400-1383 (327 amino acids)
Biological process (GO): transmembrane transport
Cellular component (GO): mitochondrial inner membrane
Source: RefSeq, a predicted model, not a curated record